This is a messenger RNA of Lactuca saligna, 963 nucleotides long. The record is from the annotation of a GenBank genome assembly. Lineage: Eukaryota; Viridiplantae; Streptophyta; Magnoliopsida; Asterales; Asteraceae.
AUGGCGUCCACGGCUCACCAGAAACUCCACUAUUCUACAUCUCAUACUCGAACACUAGAUCUCACCUCCUUCCGUUCCUAUCUCCCUUUGGCACUUACCGAUUCUUCUCCCUUCCCCGAGACAAACGUCGGUUACCUAAACUCAAAUCGUCUAAGGAUACCUGCUCCACCAUUUUCUGAAAGGUGUGCCUCCAGAGCCAUUCAAAGGAAUAGAAUGAGGAACUUGAUCAUCUACUGUAGGUGUGCCUCCAGAGAUUCAUCAUCUACUGCAGGUGAAUCAAUUGAUUUACACGAAGCCAUGGAGAAAGCAAUUUCUAGAAGCGAGGGUUCAUGGUCUGGUUCUUUUUUAGAUUCUAUAUCAACUGUACAGAAAGCUUUAGCCACUGAAGCCCAUUUUGGAGAUGCAAAAAUAAACAGAGCAUCAUUGAAGAUUGGAGAAAAGAUUGCAUCUGGAUCUUGUGGAGAUUUGCUUGUUUUUGACCACGAAAGGGAGGAUCUUUUGGGACGCCAUGAUGCCCCUGUUCAUUGUAUCGAGUACUCUUAUGCAACUGGGAGACUGGACAAAACUUUGAAGUGUUGGGACCCACGUGGUGGAGGUGCACAGGAGCGUGCUCUUGUGGGGACAUAUGGAAAACCAGAGAGAGUUUAUUCUAUAUCACUUGUUGGAAACCGUGUAGUAGUCGCAACUGUUGGAAGACAUGUUAAUGUGUAUGAUUUGAGGAAUAUAUCUCAACUUGAACAAAGAAGAGAGUCUUCAUUGAAAUAUCAAACUAGAUGUGUUCAAUGUUAUCCUAAUGGCACUAGGUAUGCACUUAGCUCUGUGGAAGGUCGUGUUGCAAUGGAGUUUUUUGAGCUUACUGAGACUGGUCAAGCCAAAAAAUAUGCAUUCAAGUGUCAAAGUAAAUCAGAAGCUGGAAGAGACAUUAUUUACCCUAUAAAUGCCAUUGCAUUUCACCCUAUGUAA